Molecule: messenger RNA, 4050 nt
Organism: Spinacia oleracea (spinach)
Lineage: Eukaryota; Viridiplantae; Streptophyta; Magnoliopsida; Caryophyllales; Amaranthaceae
Product: pentatricopeptide repeat-containing protein At5g47360
Exons: 6
Coding region: 333-1760 (475 amino acids)
Molecular function (GO): protein binding
Source: RefSeq, a predicted model, not a curated record
CAGCCUAAUAAAUGGGUCCAACCCAACUUCAACUAUCCACCAAACCGGAUUUUUCAAUUUUUUGUUGAUCCAACCUCUAAUCACCUCAUCCAUGAAAAGGCCCAGUAAAAUUCCGGCGAUUGCGGCUGUGAUGCCGGUCGAACCUUCAUCACCACAAUAGUCUUCUUCCAUUCCUUUCCUCGUCACAAGAAUUUCAUAGCAUCUAACCUGAUACUCCGUACGAAGUAUUUCUCACCAAGGUAAUCUCGGUUUUGAUUUCUAUCUUUCAUUCUCCUUAAAUUAACUCACUGAUUUACCUUCUCUUUUGAAAAUCUGCAUUUCUCUAACCUGAUAUGGCGAUUUCAUCAAUUCCUCGUUUCCUUUCCUUCGCAAUUAGACUAAAAAACCCAUCAUUUUCACUUAUUACAAGAAUUAACUUCUCAACUGCAGAAGAAUUUUGCUCCCAUCUCUUAAAUUACCCCCAAAACCCUGAAAAAACCCUAGUUAAAAUUACUGCUCAAUUAGAUGUUCAAUGUGUUGGUGAGGUUUUGCGUAGAUUUUCCUCAAAUCAACCUCAAUUGGGUCUUCGUUUUUUCAUAUGGGCUGGUCUCCAGCCUAAGUAUAGGCAUACUCAAUAUAUGUAUAGCUUAGCUUGUAAGUUGCUCCAAAUUCGCCGAAGCCCAAGUAGGAUUAGAGAGAUUCUCGAGUGUUAUUCGGUUGAAGGUUGUCAAACUAAUGUGAAAUUGUUCAAAGUUGUUCUUAAUUUGUGUAGAGAAGCUAGGGUUGCUGAUGAGGGUUUGUGGGUAUUGAGAAAGAUGGGUGAUUUUGGUUGUCGACCGGAUUCGACCAUGUAUAAUGUGGUUAUUGGGUUGUUUUGUGAUAAGGGGGAUCUUGAUAUGGCAAUGGGGUUGAUGAGGGAGAUGGAAUCAUGUAAUUUGUGUCCUGAUAUGAUUACUUAUAUGUCAAUGCUUAAGGGGUUUAGCUAUGCUGGUAGAUUGGAAGAUGCUUGUCAGUUGUUUAAGACUAUGAAAGUUCAUGGAUGUGUUCCGAACUUGGUGGCAUACUCUGCUCUCCUUGAUGGGCUUUGUAGAGUUGGUAGUUUCGAGAGAGCGUUGGAAUUGUUGGGUGAGAUGGAAAAGGAAGGUGGGGAGUGUACUCCAAAUGUUAUAACUUAUACGUCAGUCAUUCAGAGCUUGUGUGAAAAUGGCAACUCUGUUAAGGCAUUGCCGAUAUUGGAGCGGAUGGAGAGUUUUAAGUGUCAUCCUAAUAGGAUAACUAUGAGUGUGUUGAUCCAAGGACUUUGUGGUGAAGGGUACAUAGACAAGGCAUUUAAACUUGUUAGUGAUGUAGUUGUUGGAAAUCACGUGUCACGAGGUGAAUUCUAUAGUUCCCUUGUGAUCUCUUUGUUGAGGAUCAAAAGAUUUGAGGAGGCAGAGAAGCUUUUCAUGUGGAUGUUGGGAAGUGAUGUGAGGCCAGAUGGGUUAUCAUGUAGUGUCUUGAUGAAGGAUUUGUGUUUCAAAGGAAGAUUUAUAGAUGCUUUUAGUCUAUAUGAGGAUAUUGAGAAGAAGGGGUUUGUAUUGACAAUUGAUUCUGAUAUAUACUCAGCAUUACUUGUUGGUCUUUGUGAGGAAAACCGUGUGGUAGAGGUGGCGAAACUGGCCAAUGUUAUGGUUGAGAAAGGGAUUAAAAUCAAUGCUUAUUAUAUUGAUGACAUUCACAAGCACCUAAAAGGAUCAAUGGGGAUAGAGUCACUGGCAGAAUUGUGUGAGAUUAGAAAAUAAAGCUGAACUACACAUUCUUUCUUUAGUUACAGUCCUUAUUACUUGUAUCCCCAGAGGACUUUUCUUGUUAUAAAGUUAAGCUACUCAUCGGCAACAGAAAAAAGCAUGUUGGUUGUGCAAUCUUGGUCCAAUUCCUUUGUGAGACGAACAUUACUGAGGCAGAGUUUCAAAGUUGCUACUUGUUGGUGGUACAUGGUUCUUGCACCUUGUGGAGUAGGCAACUUUGUAUGUGGUAGGGCCUCUGAGAUAGUGAGAUGUCUAAUGGUACAGAAUUUCGCCGUGCAGCAGGUUUUUCUGUUAAACCACAGAGAUUCAGGCCUUACCAUUGAGGAAACAUCUUGCUACGGUGGGAAAGCAAGUCUAGACUCCAUUGUAGAGUCGUGGAACAGGCCACAAACCAGCAACUUCCAGAAAGAUGGUUACUACGGACCCCUAGAAGAUUUCCAGCAGUGGGUGACAGAAAUGUUGUUUGCUGAACGGGUUUCUUGGGCGGUGGGAGGGUUGUUGUUUACUGCUGGACUCUUUUUUAUGAGACUUGCAAAGUGGAGCACGAAGAUCGAAGAGAGAUAGUGAUCUUCAGUACCCUCCCCCUGAAUUGAAUGACCGGGGUGAACAUUUUCUUACACCUACCCGAAACAAAACGAGGCGAGGAGGUGGUGGUAGAGGGAGAGGAGCGUAUACUACAAAUGUUGUAGCUAAAGCAGCAAUAAGAGCUAGGCAAACUGAUGGUGUUGGUCGAGGUCGGCGUGUUAGAGUGAAAGAGUUAGACCCUGAUGUUCCGGGGGAAGGCCUUCCUCAAGUUCCGCAUAUAGAAGUUGCUGGUGCCACUCACAAUCAGGUGGAGGGUUCCAGUGAUAAAGAUAUUGGAAUGGAGUGAGGAAGCAGAGAUAAGCUGGUGGCUUCUGAAGAGGAAUCUAGCGUAACAUCUCUUCUUGAAAUGGGAAUUUUCCAAAGUAUGUUCGUAUGAUGUAAAAUUAAGGGGGUGUGUUGCAAAUUAACAGUAACGGAGAAAGUGUGAUAGAAAUCUGUUAUGGAUAUCUUGAAGAGAUUUGAAUGUGUAUCUCAAAGAAGCUAAUCUGGAUUGUAUCCUUGAAGUCAAUUUUUAUUUCAGAUAGAGGGAGUGAUGAAAAAGAUGAAAAACAGGCAUCUUGUGAUGAGGAUAUACAAUUUCUGUUCUUGCUUGUUGAAACUUGCAGGUUUGCUGACAUGUCAAAUCUUGAAGGUUGAAGAGAUUUCAUUGCAACAAAUGGAAGGUGAAUAUUACCAAGUCAACCAACAAAACUCCCUGGCCAGUGAAAAUUGAAAACAAGAUCACAGAAGAUCGCAUGGAAAUAGGAGAGAAUAUCAAAUAUUUGAAGAACUUCCUCAACAAACCUCCCAACGGCUAGAACUACAACACCUAUAAACGGAAGAUCGUUUGUUCACCAUUUUCAGCAUUCAUUCUCAGUCUUUUUGGACUCCUUUUUUCCACUCUCACAAACCCUAGCCUAAACCCAAACAUUGCCAAUCAAGGAUCGUUUGCUCAACCAUGAGGGAGAGGGACCUCCGAAACUGUCUGAUCUCAAUGAACUCAGAAAUUGCAGCACUUCAGGAUGAGAACUAUUCCCUGAAAUCCCAGAUCUAUAACAUCAAUUCCAUAGCAUUUGCUAGCAUUCAAACCGGGGUUCCCAUCCCGCAAUGCCUCGAACAAUUCAAUGACACUCCUUUUGUUGACGAAAUCAUUUAUGUUUUGCUCCCACACUACUUCCAGGUGCUGGCAAAUAUGCCAGAAUAUGACGGAUUGGCGGAUCCAACUUAUCAUGUUGCUGUAUACAAAGUACUGAUGAUGGGAGUUCCAAUCCCAGAAAAUAAGUGGGAAGCUUGUAUGUGUAGAGGGUUUGGUUCUACACUUAGAGGUCCGGCCGUUCGAUGGAUCGCUAACUUGCCUAAAGGGUCCAUCACUUCAUUUGCUCACCUGGUUAACUCGUUUUACGGGCAGUUUUUCAAUUUGUUCAGUGCCAACAAGGCUGGAAGUAAGUAAGUAAGUAAGUUGAUCUCUUCAUUUUCCAAAAGAGUCCAUUACCGGAUUCAUGCUAUGAUAUAACUGCUGUGAUAUUCUUGAAAUGGACAAGGAUGAUACUUAUUUCUUAGACAAUUUUUUUUUUUUUUUUUUUUUUUUUUCUGUUAAGUUUUACGUUAGUCAUGACUGAUAAGUUGAUAACUGAAACGAAGUAAGUGACGGUAAUAUAUUUCUGGGAUUAGUCGCAUUCCCUGAGGCAGAUGAAAUAAAAAUAGAGAAGAUUAUUUUUUC